Messenger RNA from Aspergillus terreus NIH2624, 2112 nucleotides. RefSeq lists its product as uncharacterized. Lineage: Eukaryota; Fungi; Ascomycota; Eurotiomycetes; Eurotiales; Aspergillaceae. The transcript has 5 exons. The coding region runs from base 1 to 2112 and encodes 703 amino acids. The record is from RefSeq and is a predicted model, not a curated record.
AUGGAUGCCAAGGACCCUCCCCCGUCAACGGCGGCCUCGACAUUCUUCGAUCCCGACCAGUUGCACCUCCACCACCAUCACCACCCUCAGCACGUCUAUCCCAUGCAGCCCGCGCCUGCACCAUGGCCCUCCGCUCCCCCACCUCCUCAGAUAGAUGCUUAUCCCUAUAAUCCUCAACAAAUUAAUCCUAAUUACCCGUCGCAUCUGCCGCCGCAACCCUAUCCGACCCCCGCGCCCUCGAACUCGCCGUCCGUCUCUCUCCCGUCGCGUACCUUACCCUAUGUGGCCGACACCAAUCCCCAUCCUGAGCCCGCACCACCACCUCCCGAGGUCGUCGAACCCACCCGUCCAGAUGCCGGUAAGAAUAGCGUGUCCAAGUUGCGCAAACCGCGCAAGGCCAAUAAUGGCCCGGGGGGUCGGUCCACGCUGUUCUGGGUGCAUACCGACCCGCAGUCCGUGUCGGAGGGGACGCGAGAGGAAACCUUAAAGCGCAUUCGUUCACAUGUCAUGUCGGAGCAUAAUCGAAAGAAGCGCAUGGAAAACACCAAACGGUACAACAAAGGGAAAACGUGGAAGCAUCUGGCUUUCCAGCCGGUCGAGACCGCCGCUUCCAGUGCGGCGGCCCCCACGACCUCCACGACCGCACCCUCUCAUCGAUCACCGUCGAAAACCGCCUCCCCCAAGAGUCGAAUAUCUUCCGACUCUUCCCCAUCCUCGUCGCCAGAGGAGGUGAAGCGGGAAAGCCCGCAACAGGCUAUUGCCGCCGUUUCCGAUACUCGGGUUGUCGCGUACCCUGCAUCUGUCACCACAGCAGACGGGUAUGGCGGGAGCCCGCCAUUCCCAGCCUUAUGUCGUGGAGACCGCGCAGAGCAUGUCUCCAUACGCGUAUCUGGGUCCUGGAGGCAAGGAUCCCAUUUAGCGUGGAUGCACACGCCCGCUGGACCCGAUCGCAUUGAUGCCGUCAUUUUGGCAGGCACUUUCCAGCAUGACCCGGCAUGUCUCCAGGCUACAAUCUGCGUCGCUGCGACGAACACUGCCUUGACUGUGGGAGAAUUCCCCCUCAGGUCUGAGAAGCAAAGCUCGAGUCUACUUCUUCUCGAUACCUUCCACCACCGCGGGGAGACCAUCCGACUGGUCAACGAGGGCCUGUCGAGUCCUCCCAAAGCGUCUAGUGAUGAAUUGAUCGCGGCUGUUUCUAUCUUACUCACGAUCGAGAUUGCGUCUGGAAAUCCCGAUUACCUCAAAGUCCACCUUGCCGGGUUAAGGCAGAUGGUCUCCAUGCGCAACAGCUUCGCCGACGUGCCUCCAGACGUUCGGUUCCAGAUCUCCUGGACCGAUAUCCGCGUCGCGUGCAUGGCAUUUACAAAACCGAUCUUCCCUUUUGUCCGAUACGUCCGUCCCACCCAUUUCACGAUCCUCCCUCCUCACAACGACUUUGCGCAUACGGCUUCUGGUCUGAUCGACUUGAUCAAAAUCCCCGGCAUCCUCGGCGAUGCCAUGUCGAAGAUCGUCUUCGACCUGCGCGAGCUCGUCUGGUACGCCGAGUGGAUCAAGGGGAGCGUGCCGUACCAGGAAUUCGACGACGAGACGGAGCUCUACUUCAACACGGAAGUGCUCUAUACCGAGUACGCCCUCCACACGGACCGGUAUACGGAGACGGGGGCCGCGAAGAACGACGCCACCAUCGAGGGCUGCGUCCGCCUUGGGUGUCUUCUCUUCCACAACUCGGUCAUCUGGGACUUUUACCCACAGAUCGCGCCGGUGUUCCCCAAGCCCAUCAUCGCGCUGCGGAAGGCGCUGGAGACGACCCUCCCCGCGGGCUACUUCCGCCACUGCGAGGACCUGCUGAUCUGGCUGCUGUUUGUCGGGUCGUGCAGCUCGGGACUGCUGCCGGAUCGGGCGUUCUUCGUCGCGGAGCUGGCGUCCGCGGUACGGCGGCAAGGGGUGGGUUCGUGGCAGGCGCUGCGCGCGCUGCUGAUGAACUUUUUCUACGUGGAUCGCGUGUACCUGAGUCCGCUGCGGGGGCUCUGGGAUGAGCUGCAUCAGUCGGUCGUGAGCAAGGAAUUCCGAGAAAAACCCGCCCGAGCAACCCCCGAGCUAUACCCACCCUGA